CAUUGAAUAAAUAAAAAUCCUCAUUACAAUUUCGAUCAGUGACUAACUCACGUGAAUAAUUCUACUGCAAUUAUUCCAUUCGCCUUGGACUCGUUGAACUCAUGGAAACAAUUUCCCUGGAAAAAAUUUCCCUCGUAGAAAACACUCUAAUUGGAAUUAAUUCACCUGAAUGAAUUGAGUUUGGUCACUAGGACAGCAAAAAGUAGUUAUCCUGCACUUUAAAUAAUUAGUUAGGUGGCAAUGGCCCAACUCAAAGUGGCUAUUAUCGGCCAGAGUAAUUUUGCAGCUGAAGUUUAUAAACUUCUGAAGCAAGAUGGGCAUCAUAUCACCGGUGUUUUCACUGUUCCUGAUAAAUCCAGUCGAGAGGAUCCCCUCGCUGCAACUGCUAAAGCUGAUAACACCCCGGUCUUCAAGGUCAAGGCUUGGCGGAGUAAGGGCCAAACUCUUCCUGAGAUUCUCGAUCUCUACAAGAGCAUCGAAGUGGAUCUCAAUGUUCUCCCCUUCUGCACUCAGUUCAUCCCGAUGGAAGUUAUCGAUCAUCCAAAACACAGGAGCAUCUGCUACCACCCAUCGAUAUUACCUAGGCAUCGGGGUGCCAGCUCUAUCAGCUGGACAUUAAUAGAGGGUGACAAAGAGGCGGGACUUUCGAUUUUCUGGGCGGACGACGGCCUGGACACUGGUCCUAUUCUCCUCCAGAAGAAGUGUCCAGUUGAGCCGCACGACACCCUGGACAGCCUUUACAACAACUUCCUGUAUCCAGAGGGUAUUAAAUCGAUGGCAGAGGCAGUGAGUCUGGUGGCAUGUGGAAAAGCGCCGAAGAUUCCUCAACCCGAAGAAGGCGCGACGUACGAGCCAAUCCUGACGAAGAAGGAGCUGCAGAGGGUGAACCUGGGAAAAUCAGCAGAUCAGGUUCACAAUUUUAUCAGGGGCUUGGACAGCUCCCCGGGUGCAUGGACGCUCAUAAACAGCGAAGAAGUUAAACUCUACGGUUCGACGAUCUGGACGUCAGGAAAGCCCGAGGGCGAGACUGUUGACGUCGACGGACACCAGGGAAUCGUCCACGAGGGGGGACUGGUGAUCGGCGUUAAUCAGGGGUUCGUCAACGUGGAGAAGCUCAAAGUGGGGAGCAGGACGAUUCGCGCUGGGAAUUUCGGAAAAGCCGACGAGGGGUUCACUAGUGUAGAAUUUACUGAGGAGGAGAAGGAAUCCGUCGACGUCCUGAAGGAGAUCUGGGGGAGCAUUCUGAACGUCGACGUGGAAGAUGACACGGAUUUUUUCGCGUGUGGGGGAGGUUCCAUGGACGUUGUAAGGCUUGUGGAAGAGAUAAAAGACCGCCUCAACAUUACGAUUCAAAAUAUCGACGUCUUCAUGACCCCAGUAUUCCUCCCGUUCGCCUCGGCGACGAUCCUGACAGGCCGAGGGGCAUUAGCGGCCUCGGAGAUCAUAUAUGACGCAGUGGAACUUCGAGCGAACAAUCUGGACCUCAAGUUUCCACGGCAAUUGUUUAUCAAUGGUAAAUUUGUAGACGGUCGAGGGGCGAAAAUCCCAUCGAUCAAUCCCCACGAUGAGAACGUCAUCUGCGAGGUGGAGAGUGGGUCUCCAGAGGAUGUGGACCUUGCAGUGCAAGCGGCAAAAAGGGCACACGAAGAGGGAGAGUGGAGUAAAAUAAGUGCGAGGGAACGAGGAGCUCUGCUUUUCAAACUGGCUGACCUCAUGGAACAGCAUAAAUCAGAGCUCGCGACAAUCGAGAGUAUCGAUUCAGGGGCGGUCUACACCCUAGCUCUCAAGACCCACGUGGGAAUGUCCAUCGAGACCUGGAGAUACUUCGCUGGUUGGUGCGAUAAAAUCCAGGGCUCUACCAUCCCCAUAAGUCACGCACGCCCCAAUCGAAAUCUCACGUUCACCAGGAAGGAAUCAAUCGGGGUUGUUGGUCUCGUCACCCCCUGGAACUACCCCCUGAUGAUGCUCUCCUGGAAAAUGGCGGCAUGCCUCGCAGCAGGCAACACUGUGGUGAUGAAGCCAGCGCAGGCAUCACCCCUGACAGCUCUGAAAUUCGCUGAGCUCUCGGUGAAGGCUGGAAUACCUCCUGGAGUCAUCAACAUCGUUCCCGGCAAUGGCAGUAUCACGGGCAAUGCAAUAGUUCAGCAUCCGUUGAUCAGGAAACUCGGGUUCACUGGCUCCACUGAGAUUGGUCAAACAAUAAUGAGGGAUUGCGCUUCGAAUUUGAAAAAAGUGAGUUUGGAGCUCGGGGGAAAGUCUCCCCUCGUCAUCUUCGAGGAUUCGGAGCUUCAGCAGGCGGUUCGAAUAGCUAUGGGGGGAGUUUUUUUCAAUAAGGGAGAGAAUUGCAUCGCGGCGGGGAGAAUUUUUGUGGAGGAGAGCAUACAUGAUGAGUUUGUCGACAGAGUUGUGGCGGAAGUGAGAAAAAUCAAGAUUGGUGAUCCCCUCGACAGAUCGAUCUCCCACGGACCGCAGAAUCAUCGGCAGCAUCUUGAGAAAUUACUGCGGUUUGUUGAUACUGGGGUCAGCGAGGGAGCCAAGUUGGUUUGUGGAGGGAAGAGGGUUGAGAGGCCUGGGUGGUACUUCGAACCCACUGUUCUCACGAAUGUCGAGGACCACAUGUUUGUGGCUAUCGAGGAGUCCUUCGGUCCUAUCAUGAUCAUCUCCAAGUUCAAUGGGAAGAAUGUCGAUGGAUUGAUUAAGAGAGCAAAUGCCACUGAGUUUGGUCUCGCCUCUGGUGUCCUCACGAGGGAUAUCAGCAAGGCCUUGAGGUUUGCUGAAAGAAUCGAGGCUGGAACUGUUUUUAUCAAUACUUACAAUAAGACAGACGUCGCUGCACCCUUCGGGGGAUUCAAAAGGUCUGGAUUCGGCAAGGACUUGGGACAGGAGGCGCUCAAUGAGUAUUUGAAGACUAAGACCAUCACUGUUGAGUACUGAUAGACAUUUUUCAGGGGUUUUCCUCUUUUCGGGAAGUUCGUGGACUGUAGGAGAUGCACAUUCAUCGGUGGUUACUCAUUCCGUGGUGCGGUUUGUAUCAUCAUUAUUAAUAAAAUGUAUUUAUGAA
Molecule: messenger RNA, 3061 nt
Organism: Fopius arisanus
Lineage: Eukaryota; Metazoa; Arthropoda; Insecta; Hymenoptera; Braconidae
Product: mitochondrial 10-formyltetrahydrofolate dehydrogenase
Exons: 5
Coding region: 241-2934 (897 amino acids)
Biological process (GO): one-carbon metabolic process; biosynthetic process; 10-formyltetrahydrofolate catabolic process
Cellular component (GO): cytoplasm
Molecular function (GO): formyltetrahydrofolate dehydrogenase activity; aldehyde dehydrogenase (NAD+) activity
Source: RefSeq, a predicted model, not a curated record